AUGAUAAACGAGGGAUUAGGUGAUAUAGUUAUGAUAAUGAAAUUAGAACAAGUGGCUAGUAGGAAAAAGGCGAAUGUUGAAAAUGGUUAUAAAGAGGAAAACGAAAGACUAAAAACACAGGGCGAUAGUUAUUUAAAAGAAAUUGAACGAGCAAAACACCACGAGGAACGAGGAAAAAUUAAAUGUCUAUGCGGUUUCUGCGAACAAGAAGCGAUUAUUAGAGGAGAAGUAAAAACCAAGAUUAGAAAAGAACAAAAACAAGCAGAAAAAGAUAAAAGGGUUAGGAAGUUCGUUGAUAAACAGUUAGAGGAAUUGUUGAAAAAUGAUAAAGUUUAUCAAAAGGCGAUUAAGGAACAAGAGGAAAAUAAGAAACAAAUGGAGGAAUUAAAAGCAGUUAAAGAAUUAGAGGAUAAAGAAAAAUUGAAUAACCGAAUUAAAGAAUUGAAAGAAGCGAGAGAGAAAGGCGAACAAGUUAUAAUUUAUGUUGAUGGAGCAAGGAACAAUUGA
Funneliformis geosporum is the source of this 507-nucleotide messenger RNA. Lineage: Eukaryota; Fungi; Glomeromycota; Glomeromycetes; Glomerales; Glomeraceae. The record is from the annotation of a GenBank genome assembly.